Dermacentor andersoni is the source of this 2027-nucleotide messenger RNA. Its product is annotated as nose resistant to fluoxetine protein 6-like. The record is from RefSeq and is a predicted model, not a curated record. Lineage: Eukaryota; Metazoa; Arthropoda; Arachnida; Ixodida; Ixodidae.
UGCAGUGAAGGAGCGCUGGAGAAAUAGCACCAAACAUAAACGCACUUGGCGAGGCAAGGUAAGCGACAAUUAUAGAGUCUGUCUGUGUCCGUCCCUCAAAAUGACUGCCGGGAACCAGCGCCGUCUCACAGUCGCACAGGGUAGUUGGUUUUAUGCAAGUUACUUAUGCUCUUGCGAUCAAGAAAUUCUUGUGUAACGUGCGUCAAGUCGACUCUCCAAGAUCACAUGCUUUUUCUGCAAACUGACAACAGUGCUGCACAUCGCAGCCGGAAAACACUGGCCAUAGGAGCAUUUGCCCUGCUGUCUCUGUGUGGAUACGUCAUUGGAGCGUGGGCACUGGUGUCUUCUGAUGCGCUACCGUUCAUGGUAUUUCCUGGACAAACACCUGAGAUUACAAUCGAGACCGCCCAUCUAUACUACAUUCUACCUUUCUGCCACGCGAUGUCUUACUUCAGCGGCUGCAUAACUUUCCUCGUCAUGGAAGACUUCAGGUACCGCAAAAUUACAAAGGUCAUGCAGGUGGCCGGCUGGUGCAUAGCUGCGAGCUGUGGACUUUGCUGCGUCUUCAUGAAGCUCGCCUGGUACAAGAGUCCGAAUCCUACCUCAAAAGCAGGAACAUUGAUCGUCGCAUUCUCUGACCGCGCCAUGUGGUCACUUUUUCUCGCUUGGAUCACUCUCACGUGCUCCUCAGGCCGAGGCGGCUUUGUGGGUCAGUUCCUGUCCUGGAAUCUUUUCGUGCCUCUUAGCAAGCUCUCAUUUGGCGUCUACCUCAUCCACCGGCCAUUCAUCGAGCUUCUGCUACACUCUUCCAGGGAGCGUCUCUCCUGGUCGGAUUUCAACCAGGUUACAAUGCUGUUCUCAGUGCUUGAUUGGAGCUUCAUCCUGUCCUACUUUUCGUACCUGGCCUGCGAGGCACCGACAGCAGUACUGGACAAGCUUGUUUUUAACAGGCUCACGGGACGUGGAAAAGCUCGGAAACAGAAGCAGCCAAACGAACUGAAGGAAUGCAGCGUGCGGUCAGAGAAGAAAAUGGACGACAUCAUAUCCUCGCGGUGCUAGCACUUUUUUUUUUCACUGUGCCCGCCGAUGUACCUGGACUUGCUCAUAUUGUGCACACCUAAACUUUGGAGGCGCAGACACUCGAGUAAACAGUAACUGUGAUACAUCCACUUCCCCGUCGGUUUCGUGUGUACCCGAGGGUGGCUCACUGAUGUGAUAUCUGCAUGCGUCAACGAUUAAUUACCUGUGAAACACUUCUGUUGACAUUAUGGUCAUCGGUUCGUGGUCAGCAAUUCGGCUCCAGUCGGACAUUCAGUCAGCGCCGCGAUGCAAUGACAGGCGGACGUCAGCGAUGGUCAUGUACCACAUGACGCUAUGUCUACAAAGAACUCAGCUUGCGCCAUGCGAGCUAGGCGGAGCUCACACGUUUACUGCUUUAAAAUCUUUAGCAGGCUAUAAAACGAAGUGUCACAAAACUCCGCUACUGUUCCCAGUGCACUGGUUUUGAUGCUGCUGAGCAGGGUUUAAUAUUGUAUUAGUGGUCUACAGCCUGCCUAUGCACCAAUGGAGCGCGAUAUAUUUCUCUGUUACCGGAGUUUUUUUUCUGCCGUGCACCAUUGGUAUUCCGACACGACUGAAGAUAAAAUAAGAGGCGAUUCUACGGCGCCUUCGUCUUGCGGUCCCACUCACCCCUAACGUUGUGGUAAGAUUGCGUCAACGAUCUUAAUAUUCCGAGGAACAGGCAAAAAAUACUUGCCUAUCCAAUCUGUCAUGGCGCACAAGAAUCAUUCCACGUAGCCCACCUACUUUGAGGUUCUCCUUGAACAAAAUACAUCAGAAGAAGACGCCUUCCUCGACCGCACGUCUCGCCUAGUGAUCUGCACAGCUUCCGAGCGUAGAUGUAUGGUCUUCACCAUAACUGGUUCCUCCCCGUCAUUGCGAAAUCUGGCGUGGGUUCCAUGUUGUAGGAGAUGGAGCCUAUAGAAAGUCCUGUGGCCGAUAUUAGAAUAAAGACGUUUUGUUUCUAC